UCUCGCGGUACCAGCCGGUCAGCGUGCACUUUUGACAGAGGUCUCGCGAAAUUUGUUCUGCCGCCCCAAGACCUACCGUUUCGCUGUCCUCCACCCCACCCUAAACCUGUCCUUCCUUUCUCUUUCCAAAUCGCAAAAUUCUCCUCCAUUUCCUCCAGCUCACUAUCUUCCUCUUGGUUCCGAUUUCGGACCGGAACCGGAAGUGCGGUGGGCGGAGCCCGGCAGUGGAAAACCCUGCGGAGCCGGACCCGGGACACCGCUGUGGCUGCUGUCCUGUCCAUCGCCACGGAUCGCCGGGGGACAGGGCUGCACGACUCCAGGCUGAAGGUCGGCCCGGAGGCGGGUGAGCGCAGGUCUCACCCGAACUGUCCGGGCGGCACUGUCCCCGGGUCCCCCGGGCGCCGCGAGGGAUCAUGUCUACAGCCUCCGCCGCUUCUUCCUCCUCCUCGUCUUCGGCCAGUGAGAUGAUUGAAGCCCCUUCCCAGGUCCUUAACUUUGAAGAGAUCGAUUACAAGGAGAUCGAGGUAGAAGAGGUUGUUGGAAGAGGAGCCUUUGGAGUAGUUUGCAAAGCAAAGUGGAGAGCAAAAGAUGUUGCUAUUAAGCAAAUAGAAAGCGAAUCUGAGAGGAAAGCUUUUAUUGUAGAGCUUCGGCAGUUGUCCCGUGUGAACCAUCCUAAUAUUGUUAAGUUGUAUGGAGCCUGCCUGAAUCCAGUGUGUCUUGUGAUGGAAUAUGCUGAAGGGGGCUCUUUAUAUAAUGUGCUGCAUGGUGCCGAACCAUUGCCGUAUUACACUGCUGCCCAUGCGAUGAGCUGGUGUUUGCAGUGUUCCCAGGGAGUGGCUUAUCUACACAGCAUGCAACCCAAAGCUCUAAUUCACAGAGACCUGAAACCACCAAAUUUGCUGCUCGUUGCAGGGGGCACAGUUCUAAAAAUCUGUGAUUUUGGUACAGCCUGUGACAUUCAGACACAUAUGACUAAUAACAAGGGGAGUGCUGCUUGGAUGGCACCUGAAGUUUUUGAAGGUAGCAAUUACAGUGAAAAAUGUGAUGUCUUCAGCUGGGGUAUCAUCCUUUGGGAAGUGAUAACGCGUCGGAAACCUUUUGAUGAGAUUGGUGGCCCGGCUUUCCGAAUCAUGUGGGCUGUUCAUAACGGUACUCGACCACCACUGAUCAAAAACUUACCCAAGCCCAUUGAGAGCUUGAUGACUCGUUGUUGGUCUAAAGAUCCUUCCCAGCGCCCUUCAAUGGAGGAAAUUGUGAAAAUAAUGACUCACUUGAUGCGGUACUUUCCAGGAGCAGAUGAGCCAUUGCAGUAUCCAUGUCAGUAUUCAGAUGAAGGGCAGAGCAACUCUGCCACCAGUACAGGCUCAUUCAUGGACAUCGCCUCUACAAAUACCAGUAAUAAAAGUGACACUAACACAGAGCAAGUUUGUGCUACAAAUGAUACUAUUAAACGCUUAGAAUCCAAAUUGUUGAAAAAUCAGCCAAAGCAACAGAGUGAAUCUGGCCGAUUAAGCCUGGGAGCGUCUCGUGGCAGUAGUGUGGAGAGCUUGCCCCCCACUUCUGAGGGCAAGAGGAUGAGUGCUGACAUGUCUGAAAUAGAAGCCAGAAUCGCAGCGACCACAGCCUAUUCCAAGCCUAAACGGGGCCACCGUAAAACCGCUUCCUUUGGCAACAUUCUGGAUGUCCCUGAGAUCUUCGUAGCAGGCAAUGGGCAACCAAGACGUAGAUCCAUCCAAGACUUGAGCGUCACUGGAACAGAACCUGGGCAGGUGAGCAGUAGGUCAUCCAGUCCUAGUGUCAGAACAAUCUCUACCUCAGGGCCAGCCUCAGAAAAGCCGACUCGAAGUCAUCCAUGGACGCCUGACGAUUCCACAGAUACCAAUGGAUCAGAUAACUCCAUCCCAAUGGCUUAUCUCACACUGGAUCACCAGCUACAGCCUCUAGCGCCGUGUCCAAACUCCAAAGAGUCCAUGGCAGUGUUUGAACAGCAUUGUAAAAUGGCACAAGAAUAUAUGAAAGUUCAAACAGAAAUUGCAUUGUUAUUACAGAGAAAGCAAGAACUAGUUGCAGAAUUGGACCAGGAUGAAAAGGACCAGCAAAAUACAUCUCGUCUGGUACAGGAACAUAAAAAGCUUUUAGAUGAAAACAAAAGUCUUUCUACUUACUACCAGCAAUGCAAAAAACAACUAGAUGUCAUCAGAAGUCAACAACAAAAACGGCAAGGCACUUCAUGAUUCUCUGGGACCGCUACAUUUUAGAAAACAUGGAAAAAGACUUUUUUUUUUAAGAAAAGAAAAACCUUUAUGACAACUCAUGAGUGUUAGCUUUUGGCGUGUUCUGAAUGCCAGCUGCCUGUUGUGCUGCAUUUGUUCCGUGGUGUAUUUUCUUAUCAUGGUGAACCUGCACUUCUGCCAUCUCUUUGCCUGUGAUGAGAUCUGCAACUUAGAGGAGCAGCAUGACUCAACUUCAGACAGAUGUGGUGGCUGUGGCUGUAUGCGCGUGCAUUGUGGGAAGGCUAGCCUGACAGAACCCGGGCUCAGACUGGUGGGCUCAGACCGGCCGCCAGUGCACGCGUCCUCUUAUUUCCCAUAUUAGAGGUGGAACCUCAAGAUGCGUAUGUUCUUGUAUCAUCUCAAAAAAAAAAAAAAAAAAAAAAAACUAAUAUUUUUUUCCCAAUAGGUGAUAUAUACACCAAGUUAAAGACAGGGUAUUAUAAAUCUAGAAUAAUUGGUGGUGUCCUGCAGACACAGAAUCUUUAGGUUGGUUCAGAGUGACAGCACUUCCUGGGAUCAGUACUAAACUUAGUUCCAUCUGUAAAAUAUUUAAAGGUAAGUGGUGGCUGCUGUAUUUAACAAGAGCAAUUUAACCACUUUCUGUUAGACUAAAAAUUAUUUGUUGAACAAAUGGAGUUCUCUCUGUCACUCUCUUUUUCUUUCUCUUUUUAAUUUUGGUUAUACUG
Octodon degus (degu) is the source of this 2959-nucleotide messenger RNA. It is a transcript of the gene Map3k7, whose product is annotated as mitogen-activated protein kinase kinase kinase 7. Lineage: Eukaryota; Metazoa; Chordata; Mammalia; Rodentia; Octodontidae. Gene Ontology annotation, molecular function: magnesium ion binding; ATP binding; MAP kinase kinase kinase activity. The coding region runs from base 414 to 2234 and encodes 606 amino acids. The transcript has 17 exons. Gene Ontology annotation, biological process: protein phosphorylation; positive regulation of canonical NF-kappaB signal transduction; JNK cascade. The record is from RefSeq and is a predicted model, not a curated record.